Molecule: messenger RNA, 2918 nt
Organism: Polistes canadensis
Lineage: Eukaryota; Metazoa; Arthropoda; Insecta; Hymenoptera; Vespidae
Gene: prom
Product: prominin-1-A
Exons: 13
Coding region: 55-2202 (715 amino acids)
Cellular component (GO): membrane
Source: RefSeq, a predicted model, not a curated record
UUGAUAGAAGCAAUAGAGAACCGUAUUACAACUUCAAAAUUAAUAUCAGAAUCGAUGCACGUUGAGGCAAUAUUUUUAGCAACAAUUGGUGUCUGCUGCAUCAUGGCUUGUAUAGUACCUGGCACAGAAUUCUGGCUUGCUUGUCGUCCAAUUAGAGAGGAUUACAAACCUUGCCGGUAUCCGGAGGUCCUUGCGUUUCUUCUGGCAGCUUUUGUCUUCCUACUCGGCUCGUGCAUGGUCACCAUGAUGGUUUGCAACGAAUACGCGAGAACUGGAAUCGAGAAGAUUCCCAUAGUCGUGGAAACUGCAUUACAGGAUCUCGAAAACUAUCAUCAAGAUACUGCAACACAACUGAGAAAAUGUCUGACGAGAAGUCUCGAUGUUACUAGCGAAGCCAUACUUGCUGAUUUAGAUAAUGUGGAAGAACUACUUGGCAAACCAGUUCAAGGAGAACUCGCAUCAGAAACAGGCCUUGACGUUGCAUUGGAUGCACUCAUGGAUUUAGCAAAUGCAAGUCAAGAACUAUCGAACAGAGCUGAAUCUUUAUUAAAAGAAGGAGAAAAAGCACGAGAUCUCGGUGUACAAUUAAAUCAAGAAACCGAUGUGAUUAAACGAGAUUUAGAUAAUGCAAUCAGAAUGUGUUCUGCACAAGAUCGUUCUCUUUGUUCUGUCAUUGAUCCAUCUGGCUUACGUUUCACUCUGCAUAUGGAACAACUAUUAAGGGACGAUCGUAUUUUGCGUUUACGCAGCAAUAACAAAGAAAAUCUCACCGAGGUUGGACGUCAAGUACGAGGAGAAUAUCUCUACUUACCCCAUUACAUCGCAAGAAAUACUUUGGAUGCGAGAAAUCAAAUUCGUCGCGAGAUAAAUGUAGCACGUGCAAGGAUUUUCCAGAAGACAAGGAUCAUGGAAACGAGCAGCACGGAACUUUCGAAACAACUCAAAUCUGCGAAAGGUAUCGCGGAUUAUGUUUUACCCUACGUCAUUGCGUUCGAACAAAAUAGAUGGUUAGUUGGACUAGGUACUUUCCUCUGCAUUUUACCCGUCUGGUUAUUAUUACUCGGUGCAGUACGUUGUCAUUGCAAAUCUUCUGAGAAUAAAAUUCGAUCUACCCUCUUGUGUACCGUCUUUACGAGCUGUUUCAUUUCGAUUGGUUUAUGGGGAAUAUUCGUAAUAAGUUUAGCGUUGUCUGGUCACAUCGAGAUGUUACUUUGUCGACCACUUCAUGAUCCUGAAUAUCGUACAUUGGAAGCUGUUUUAGAAACCCGAGCUUUUUUAGGAAGAAGAUUGAGCGUACCUUUGAAGGAUAUGUUCGAAAAGUGCGAAAAAAACGAAGCUGCUUAUACUGCAUUUAAACUUGACCGUACAAUGCAAUUAGAACAACUUACGGAAUAUUGGAUGUGGACUGGAAUGUCCAGAGCUAAAUCUAAAUUAAAAGUUGAUUUAAAGGGAUUAAAAAUAUUGACACCUAACUUGCAUCAAAGACUUCAAAAUCUUCUUUACGCAUGCGGACCUAAUCUUACCGAACAUAGAAUUAUGAUACAAGGACCAAUUUUAAGUAAAGAUCCUAAUGCUUUGUCUGAUCAAUUGGAUAGCAUUGCACGUCAACUUAACGAUAGAAAUGUUGCGAGAAAUUUGCAAAUGAUCGGUUCCAAUAUGAGAGAAUUAACAUUGCGAAAAGUAAAACCAUUGAUGAAGAUACAAGAUAAUUUGGUGUAUCAAAUAGCCGUAUUGGAAUUACAAUUGUUACCAUUCCAACGACAGAUCAAUCAAUCUAUUUCACAUUUAAAAACAAUUCAAUAUUACAUCGAUAAUCAAGGAGAUAAAAUAGCUCAAUUGAAAGGAAAAACAUUUAUAAAUCGAUUAAAUAAUUAUUUAGAUCAAUGGAGAACUCACGUGAUUUCCGAAAUGGAUAGCGGUGUUUCGAAAUGUCGACCAUUAUGGGAAAUAUUAAUAGGAACAAGAUUUCUUUUGUGUAAUCACAUUUUAGGUCCUUUAAAUGGUUUCUGGUUUGCUACGUUGAUAUGUGCAAUUAUUAUGAUAAUCAGCACACCGAUUGCUCAUAUUUUAUCUUUGGUAUAUCGAAGACCGUCAUUUUCGAAGAAGGAUACAUCAUUGUUGUCGAUGAGAUCGUUAGUUUUUUUAUUAUUUUAUUUAAUAUUAUUAUAUAGAAAUGUUCUUUUAUGCACAAACAAGAACUAACACCAAUUACAUUUUGUCAUCUCGCAAAUCACAUCGAUUGUUUUACCCUCCGACUCACUUUCCACCCUUCGAUUCUAUCUCAUUAUUACUCUUGACUAUGUAUGUGUAUGUGUGUAUACAUAUAUACAUAGUUGGAAUGAGUAAGUAGGACGUUGAAUGCAAAACUACAGCUUUUGAUUGAUCUUGAAGCAACCUAAGCCGCUAACAAAUGAAACAAAAUCAACGAAUAGUUCGAAGCUUGUCGAGUGAGCUUUGGUAAACUUUCACGAUUGAACUAUUUUAACAUUUCUGACAAAGGAAACCAUUCCCAAAAUGUUUCUCUAUGAUUAUCUAUGAAGUAUUGAAAAUAGUUUAUGUGCAUUUGUAUUAUGUGCAUCGUAAUUUAAAUUUAUAAAGAUAUAUGUUUUAUAAAAAAUGAUAUGUGAAUGAUUUAUUUUUAUUAAAGAUCAUUUUAUAUUUUUAUACGAUACACAACUUACAUAUUUUUUUGUGUCCAGAGGAAGUCCGGAUACCAUGGUGGUUGGGGGUAGUUGGGAAACUCCACAGUAAGUUGAUUAAUUUUAUCAAUCUAAAUUUUAUAAUAAAAUAAAACUAAUUACGAAUGAAAUUAAAAUUGUUUACAGGCCCUCGCAAGAUGGAUGGUGAUUAAAAUUUAUUAGGAAAUGGAAGAUAUUUUAAUAAAGUUGAUACAAUUUCUUUCUCAUUUUCCAUAAAUA